CAUUACCUCAUGCCGGCGAUCGCCCCCAUUGGAACUCUGGUGGAACUGCAACCAAAUUGGGUACAAUCGGGCUUAAAAGGCUCUCCGUAGAUAGGCUCUGGAGCAAGGCUUGACAACUAUCAACACAAAUAUGGCGUCUGUUCGUAUGAACUAGUAUGAACAGUUUGCUGCAAGUUUAGCCAAAGUGUGCUGAGAGCACACUUCCUGGUAUAUAUUCUCAUCGGAGCAGGUACUUUGUGCUUUUGAUAUUGCAGGAAAAAAAACUAAUACAGUAUAUUGAAAACAAUAACGGAUUAACUUGGGGAAAUAAAUCCGAAAGUUGCCUCUAGGCUCUAUGUCAGUAGCAGUAUCGUCUGUACAAGUGAGCUGGGAGUGAAAGCCAUGAUUGAAGACAAGGGUCACCAUGUGACUGACUACUUUGUGGUGGCUGGGCUAACGGACAAAUCCACACCCCUGGAACAGGACCUGUCAGACACAAAGUCUGGCGGGCCCAAAGCUCCAAUUACUGACCUAGCAGUCAUUAACAAGUCAGCUGGUGAGACAGUGCCAGAGGGGUUCACCUGCAUUGAUAGCACCUACAGUGGGCAGCAAGCCAACCUCAACCAUGGAAGCCUCAAAAGCCCGGAUCUAUUCUUAUGCUACAAGAGGGGCCGUGGGAAGCCACCACUUAUUGAUAUUGGGGUUCUUUAUGAAGGCCAGGAGCGACUCAUCCAGGGCUGUGAGAUCAUCCAGGCCACCCCAUAUGGUCGAUGUGCCAAUGUCAACAACAGCUCAGCCACCUCACAGCGCAUCUUCAUCACCUUCCGCCGCGCACCACCUGUCCAGCCCCAGAAUUCCCUGGCAGUCACUGACAUCUGUGUCAUAAUUACCAGCAAGGGGGAGACUCCUCCACACACAUUCUGCAAAGUUGACAAGAACCUUAACUGUGGAAUGUGGGGCUCCAGUGUUUUUCUGUGUUACAAAAAGUCUGUGUCUGCCUCCAACUCUAUCAAUUACAAAGCUGGCCUCAUCUUCCGUUACCCAAAAGAAGAUUAUGAAUCCUUCCCCCUCUCAGAGUCUGUUCCUUUGUUUUGCUUGCCCAUGGGAGCAAAUAUUGAAUGCUGGGCACCAAACACACGAUACCCUCUGCCUGUUUUCUCUACCUUUGUCUUAACCAUAUCCUCUGGCGAAAAGGUGUAUGGUGCAGCAAUCCAAUUCUACGAACCCUACCCAGUUGAAUUACUCAAUGAGAAACAGAAGGUGCACUUGGGCCUGCUUACCACUGUGGAGAAGAAGAUGAUCCCCAACAGACCUGUUAACACCAACAAGUGCAUCUGUCUGCUUUCCCGAUGGCCAUUUUUUGAGUCCUUUCGCAAGUUUCUCAUGUUCCUUUACAAAUUGUCAGUUUCAGGCCCACAUCCAUUGCCGAUUGAAAAACACAUCUCACACUUCAUGCACAGUGUGCCCUUCCCUUCCCCUCAGAGGCCCAGGAUCCUGGUCCAACUAUCUGCACACGAUACCUUGAAUCUGUCUCAGCCUGUGUGUACACCAUUACCUCUCAGUGGCGCAGAUUACAGCACUCUGCUGAUGAACUUGGGGUCUGAAAACUGUGCCACACUGCUGAACUUUGUAUUGCUGGAGAGUAAAAUCCUGCUGCACUCAUUACGGCCUGCUGUGUUAACUGGAGUGGCUGAGGCUGUAGUGGCGAUGAUUUUCCCUUUCCAGUGGCAGUGCCCAUACAUCCCUCUGUGCCCCCUCUCCUUGGUGGGUGUCCUCAAUGCCCCCUGUCCAUUCAUUGUGGGGGUGGAUUCCCGCUAUUUUGACCUCUAUGACCCCCCCCCGGAUGUGGUCUGUGUGGACUUAGACACCAACACUAUUUACCUAUCUGAUGAGAAGAGACACAGCAAUUGGAAGAACCUCCCAAAGAAGCCAUGCAGGAGCCUUAUAAACUAUCUGACCAACUUGCAGCACCAACUGGGCACUGUGAGGCAUACAGUGCAGGAGGGUUCUGCAGUGGAGAUGACGCCUAUUGAGGCAGACUUCACCUGGCACAAGAAGAUGACUGCAUUGGAGAUGGAAAUCCAGGAAGCUUUCCUGCGCUUCAUGGCAUCCAUCCUUAAAGGCUACCGUUCAUACUUAAAACCCAUCACCCAGGCACCCUCUGAAAAGGCCACUGCAGCAAACUCUCUUUAUGAUCUACAAGGGUUUCUAAAGAGCAGGGACCGUGCCCAUCAGAAGUUUUACUCUCAACUGACCAAGACUCAAAUUUUUAUUCGCUUCAUCGAAGAGUGCACCUUUGUCAGUGAUAAGGACACUGGCCUGGCCUUCUUUGAUGACUGCAUUGAAAAGCUUUUCCCCUUUGAUAAAGGCACUGACAAGGGCACAAAGGUUGAAGGUGAGUCUUCAGAGGAGACUAAACUGAUGGAGCUGGAUGAAUCACAGAAGAGUGAACAUACAGUCUUUGUCAUGCCUCCUGAACCCCCUGCUGAGGAGGCACUUAAUCCCCCUGCUCGCUUCAGUUAUAAGAGUUUCCCACAUCUGAAAUUGGAGCUGUUUCACUGCCCUGGAGAGCUGAGACCACCACAGAGCGGGAAAAGUGCAGAUGCAAGUCAGUCUAGUAGCCCCGCACUUGUGGCCAAGAGGACCAAGCAGGAGCUCAAGCUUGCAUACAAGAUGGCAAAGAGGUUCUACUCCAACCCGCUACUCUGGGCAAAAUGUCUUUUCAGCCACUGCUACAGCCUGUGGUUCACCUGUCUGCCUGCAGGAGUGCGUCUAGCCACGUCUAAAGAACGUGCCAUGCAGCAAGCCUACACCGUCCUCCUCAAGAUGCGGAGCUCUGAUGUGGAAGUACUGGAUGAGGUGUGUUAUCGUGUAGUAAUGCAGCUGUGUGGUGUGUGGGGACUUCCUGUCAUGGCAGUGCGUGUGCUAGUGGAGAUGAAGAGGGCUGGUGUACAGCCUAAUGCUAUCACCUAUGGAUACUACAACAAGGCCGCACUUGAGAGCCCAUGGCCUUGCCGUAACCGUAGUGGCACCUUCAUGUGGACCAAAAUGCGUAAUGUGGUGCGUGGUGUGGCCCAGUUUAAACAGGCACUUCACAAGACAGCCCAGAGAGAACCCACAAUUGUUACAAGAGCAGGGCAAUCUUACCAAGGUUAUGGCUCUAAAGACGAGUUACAUCAGGACCUUACCACAGGCCGCAUCAACAAAGCACAGAAUAAUGGGGGAAUGACUAGUUUAGUGGAACAAGCUGAGCCCCCUUACCACUUCGAUGUGCCUCUGCCAGCCCCCAGCAUAGUGAAAUUGUCUACGGGAAACUUUGACACUACCAAAGGAAGAGAUGACACUGGUGCCGGCCAAUUCUUCGCACUGCACAAGAAGAGUGAAGAAGUGUCUCUAUCUGAGAAAUACAUUCAACCAGCAAGGGCAGGGGAGACUGCAGUGCCGCAGCACCAUUAUCAGAAUACCUUCUCUGAGCGCAGCUGCAGUUUCAGUGCUGAGAGCCGAGCUGGCAUGCUUCUAGAGAAGGGGGUAGACAACAUUGCAAUCCGCAUGAGUGCUGAUGCCCGUAUCUUAGCCACAGCCCUUUCUGGAGACACCAGUUCACAUUUCAGUGCAGCCAAAGCCCUUUUUAAAGACUUUGAGGAAGAAUCUGAGGAUGGGCCUGGUCUAAUACCAGGGAAACUGUUACAGGACAAAAUUCCAACAAUGGACACUGCUACUUUAGAUGGUGAAAAAACUGAGAGGAAUGAAAAAGGCAGGAAGAAACUGCAGGAGGAAGAAGAUGAAGACACAGUGGUUGGGGGUGGCAUCCUAGAGAGGGAGGAUGUAGAGGUGGGUGCUGACCCCCUUUCACGCUUGGUGUCAAAGAGUGAUGAGUCUGCCUCUGUGACCAGCCAUGAGCGUCCACAUUCUCCUCCUGUCAUUUCCCGCAAUUUGGCAGAAGAGAUCGAAAUGUACAUGACCCUUCAGAGCCCUCUAAGCAUCAUGGCAUCCAGCAUGGAGCUUGAGCAGAUUCAGGAUGACUCCACCAACACUCCCCCAGCCAAGCUUGAGCGGAGAUCCAGUCUUCCUGUGGCUCCCAUGAAAUCCCUUUCAGACUUGUCUUGUAACACAGUACAAUGCAGCCCAUUGGCCGUCACACGUUCCAAGACUUUUGCCGUCAAGACAAAGAGCUCUGCAACCAGCCAUAGUCAGAGAUCAUCAUCUUUGACUAGGGUGAAGUCAUCCCAAAGUGGCUCUUUAGGCUCAGUCAUCAACUCUUUCUCUGGAAUGAAGAUGGAUGCCCUGCUUUCUGGGCCCAAGAUGGAUGUGCUGAAGUUGGGUAUGAAACAGGCAGCCAGUGUGGCUAGCAAAGUGUGGGGAGCAGUAGCCUCUGCCUAUUCCUACUCUGAUGAUGAGGAUGAGUUAUCCCAGGGUGGUGGAAGCUUCCCAGCCAGACUGGAUGAACAGCUUCUGUCUGGGGGUGGUGGGGAUAACCCCGCCCAAAGUGGCCCCAUCCCAAAUAUGGUGUCAAAUGGUCUGACACAGAGCAACACCAGCCUUGGCAGCAGCAGUGGAAGCAGCGACACAGGAAGAGGGACCCACCAAUCAUAUCAAACACCAGGAAGAUCACACAGAGGUCCAGACUGUCAAAAGUCAGUGCAAGGGUCCUCAUUCCAUGCUUCCGCCUCCAGCAUCUACCAAAAUUGUUCAUUGGAGGUACUUAUAUCAACCUGCUCUCAGUGUCGCUCCUGUGACGCUUUGGUGUAUGAUGAAGAGAUCAUGGCCGGCUGGACAGCAGAUGAUUCAAACCUCAACACCACGUGCCCCUUCUGUUCCUCGCCUUUCUUGCCACUGCUCCAUGCUGAGUUCCAAGACCUGCGCACCUCGACUGGGUAUUUGAAACCGAGUUCAUCAGGGGAUAGUAUACACAGCAACAACUACGACCACCCAACAAUCACAGGUUCAACAGAGAUCAAGGUGGUAGCUCCAUCAGGCCUCCAUAGCUUUACAGAUUUGUCUGGGAAGAAGCCAGAGGCCUCAGAGGGCCAAUCGCUAACUCAUAAGAGUGUUCUACAGGAGUCAGUGCAGCUGGACCCCCUGGGCCUGCUGGAAGUUGAGAAAGGAAAGCAUGAAAGUUCACUGACUCGCAGUAAUAGUGUGGGUGGUUUCCUGCAGAGCCUAGACUCAGCUCAGAGACCUGGACACAGUGUUUCCACCAGAAGUCUACCCAGUAGACUGCAUGAGGUCUGUGAUGUCCUAGGACAGAAGACGUCCAAUCCCAAACCUGUGUCUGUGCCUUAUCUCAGUCCCCUGGUUCUACGUAAGGAGCUUGAAACCCUACUUGAGAAUGAGGGAGAUCAGGUUAUCUACACUCAAAAAUUCCUGAGUCAGCAUCCUAUAAUUUUCUGGAAUCUGGUGUGGUAUUUCCAUCGUUUGGAUCUGCCAAGUAACCUGGCAGGCCUCAUUCUCACCUCUGAACACUGCAACAAUGGAGUGCAGCUCCCUCAGACAUCUCUGUCUCAGGACAGUAAACAAGUAUUUGUGCAGCUGUUGUGGGACAAUAUCAACCUCCACCAGGAACCUGGGGAACCACUCUACCAGCUCUGGAGAGCACUGUGGGAAAAGAAGGGGACCUUGGCCCCAACAGACCACCAGGAGACAAGGACCCUGCUAAAUAGUAUUGUCAGAAGUAUUCAGACCAACGAUGUCUUUGGCCCCAUUAACUUGCUAAUUCGAGAGGUGAAACGCCACCCGGAAGUGAAACGCCAGAGAAGCAUCUACAGAGAAAUACUGUUUCUUGCACUGGUGGCAUUGGGACGGGAGAACAUUGAUGUGGAGGCCUUCGACAGGGAGUACCGUCAAGCCUAUGAUGAACUUAGUCCAGAUCAGCUCAAGGUCCUGCUUCGCAUUGACCAGCCUCCCAGCAACAAUGUACAGUUGUGCCUUAAGUGCUUUGGAGCUCCUGUCAUCUGACACUUCUCAGCUCAUGAAUUUCACAUGUGGUUCUCACUUAUAGUACAUUGGGAGAUUUACAAGAGAGGAGGGAAAAUAGGUUGUUGUGAUUGGUGUUAGGUUUUGGUGUAAGGGAGAAAUUUUGUGCAGUGAACAGAUUAUUUCCACACGUUUAUAUCGUCCAAAUAUGAUACUAAAAAGGUACUUUUCGACCCUGUCUUUUGUGUAAGGUUUUCAUCUGCAUAGAUUUUCCAGUGUGCCAGUAACUCUGCUUAUUUAUCAUCCCCCUUAGGGUGCUUUUAAGUAGAAUUAAAUCUGCUGUUAGUCCUUUAAAGUGCAGAUGUCCAUAUGACUGUGCUUGUCCCAGCUUCAAUCCAUUCUCAUUAUUUGUUUAGCUAUUUUGUCUACAAUGGGAACAUUUAAACCAUAUGCGUGUAGUUUGAUGUCAGAAUGCCGUCAUCACUAAAAUAAUAACUUGUUGGUCUUAACAAUGGAUGUUGUGAUUUUGUUGUAAUGCAUUUCUGGACAAGCAGUUUUUGUUGUGUCUUGUAUUUGUUGGUUUAUCACAUAGAUGGGAAAUAUUUGAGGUCAUGGACAAUCAAUCAGUCAGAUCAACUCAAAAACAUUCCAUGAUAUAAGUACACAUGUCUUAAAUACAAAAUAUCUGUGUAUAUAAUCAGCUUUCCUUUCGUUUAGAAAGCCUAACUAUAGAAAUAUCUAAGUAAUUAUGUCAAGGUUAGACAAAAAAAAGUAUCUGUAUUUUAGGAGGUUACAGUGCCUACAAAUCAAUCCCACAAUUUUCACUUAACAGCACUAGGACUUAUACUAUAUACUUUUUGUAGUAUAGUACUGUUAGUACUGGCUGUUUUUGUACAAUACAUUUGAUAUGAAAAAUAUCACACAUUUUAAACAACAUUUACAUGUAAAAAUGAAUUCCCAAUUUUAACUUAAUUUGGGGGUUAUACGCAAACGACUGUGAUAUGAUACUUUUUUUUCCUUAACCUUUUUGUGAUUGUUUAUUUUUCAUUUUUAGCUAAUCUUUCAUCUGCUUGUAGGGAUUCUAAUAGAAAUAAAAUACAUCUGUCUUAGAAAGCAAAUCAGGUCACAUUGCAUCUUAAUUUCAAAUAUUUUAAUCAUUGAACAUAUCUUCAGUAACACAAUCUUAUGUUGACAUUAAUUAUUAUGACCUCAAAAACAUGGACAUUUUGCAGAUUGUAUUUCCAUAUAAACUAUACAAAUUGUUUCGUGUUUUCAUGUGUUGUGCACAUUGUCUGCCUGUAUUUACUUUUUAAGCUCAAUAUGUUACUAUUUUUUUAAACUGGAAAAUAAGCCUGCAUUACAUUCCUAUAAUUUCAAGUGACUUAGUGUCGAAACAGGUGCGGCAAGUGCGGCAUCAAGCACGGUUGAAGGGUAAAUAGAUUUUGGGCUUACUGUUCACUGAAAAUGUAGUGCCCUAAUACAACUUGAUGGGUUAUUCUACAAAUUACUCUGUUAAUGCAGAACAUUUAGUACAAAUCUACCAAUUUAAUAACCGAAAUGAUUUAGAAUCCAACACAUAUUGGCAGAAAUGUUACAACAAAAUAUAAUUUAAUGUAAUAUUGAUUGUUGAUAUGAUUCCCCAUGUAUGAAUGUAUUUACAUUAAAAUACUUUCCAGAGAAGUAAAUGCAACAUGUUAAGGAAUAAUAAUAAUAACAUGCCCAUCUUUGCAAAUGGUUUCAAUGAUCAUGUUAUGUUCUGUAGAAUAGAUAUGAAUAUCUACAUAACUUCUGGAGUGACCGAUUUGUAACAUGUUGAAUGAUUAAUACAAAUUAUAAAUACAAAUGUGUUUUGUUUAAAUGUAAUUAAAUAAAAAAUAUACACCCCAAAA
Messenger RNA from Hypomesus transpacificus, 7781 nucleotides. RefSeq names its product DENN/MADD domain containing 4C (gene dennd4c). The record is from RefSeq and is a predicted model, not a curated record. Gene Ontology annotation, biological process: regulation of Rab protein signal transduction. NCBI's taxonomy places the organism in Eukaryota, Metazoa, Chordata, Actinopteri, Osmeriformes, Osmeridae. Gene Ontology annotation, molecular function: protein binding. Gene Ontology annotation, cellular component: cytoplasmic vesicle; ESCRT I complex. The coding region runs from base 382 to 5934 and encodes 1850 amino acids. The transcript has 33 exons.